This is a messenger RNA of Acipenser ruthenus (sterlet), 2446 nucleotides long. Its product is annotated as tubulin polymerization-promoting protein-like. Gene Ontology annotation, cellular component: microtubule. The transcript is spliced from 4 exons. The record is from RefSeq and is a predicted model, not a curated record. Lineage: Eukaryota; Metazoa; Chordata; Actinopteri; Acipenseriformes; Acipenseridae. Gene Ontology annotation, biological process: positive regulation of protein polymerization; microtubule bundle formation; microtubule polymerization. Gene Ontology annotation, molecular function: tubulin binding. Bases 105 to 776 code for a protein of 223 amino acids.
ACUGGGUCCAAGUGGAAUACAGUUGUGAAAGCAAUAUCAUUGUACUUCAGUUUGUGUUGCACCAGCGCUUCACAGGAUUCUGACGCAGGAGGUAGUCGCCAAUAAUGAGCACAAUGGCUGACAAUAAAUCUAAAACUGCAAAACUUACAAACAAGACAGCAGUGAGACAUAGUGAACAGGCGAAGGAUAAAGCACACAGUCGCCUGUCCUCUGAAUCCAAUGGGACCAGUGAAGGAGCGGCACCAAAUGAACUGAGCGCACUUGAAGAAGCUUUCAGGAAGUUUGCUGUUCAUGGAGACACCCGAGCAUCAGGAAAAGAAUUGCAUGGAAAAAACUGGUCGAAAUUGUGCAAAGACUGUUGUGUCAUCGAUGGAAAGAAUGUGACUUUAACAGAUGUUGACAUUGUCUUCUCUAAAGUAAAGAAAAAACCAUGCAGAGCAGUCACAUUUGAUCAGUUUAAGGAAGCUCUUGGUGAACUUGCAAAAAAACGUUUUAAAGACAAGCCAGGAGAAGAAGCUGUUGAGGAGAUUUAUAAACUGAUUGAAGGAAAAUCUCCCAUCAUAUCUGGUGUGACGAAAGCCGUGGCUUCUCCCACAGUAUCACGGCUGACAGACACGUCAAAGUUCACUGGCUCCCAUAAAGAAAGGUUCGAUGAGUCUGGAAAAGGGAAAGGAAAAGCAGGCCGAGAAGAAUUGGUAGACAUGUCUGGUUAUGUACCUGGGUACAAACAUGCUGGUACAUAUGCUCAAAAAGUGAAAGGAUCAAAACCAAUCUAGAAAUGUCUCUUCCUUAACACGGCUGUAUCCAAGUUCCACAUCUUCCCAGUAAGUGAGACAUUCCAAACUGUGCCACUCUUCAGCAGAAUUCCAGUUUACAUAUGCGCCAAUAUAUUUCCAGUCCAACAUUCCUAAAGACUGGCUGAUUGUAAGCCUUAUAUGUGGUUUUGUUUAGAUGAAAUAACUACAAAAGACGCAAAUGUUCUCAAUUAGCAAUAUUCAUGUGCCAUUUUCUGCAAAAACAGGGUCACCACCUAAGGGAAAAGGACAUUUGUAAGAUUAGGAUGCCAGGAAUAGGAAGAAAAAAAUCAUGUGAACAGAAGAUAACUACACCUACAAAUUACAUAUUUUUUUCCUCUAUUUCCACAUACUGUAUACAUUUACAAAGAGCUGCUUAUUUGCAAGAAGAAAUAAGUCAAUUGAAGGUUAAUGCAAGUGCAUAAAGUUCAAACAAUUCAGGUAUUUUUAUUGCUAACAUUUGUCAGACUUUUAAAAUGCCAUUUGUUUCCAAAUUGGACUGGACCGAAAUUAAACAUGUUCUUUUCUUAAAACAGUGAGUCAGAAUUUGUGGCUGGCAUUUCGGUGUUAAAUUGUUGUAUUUUUCUUUUAAGUCUCCUGUAAUUGGUUUCUUCAAAGUCUGUGUCCUGGUCAUAAAUAAUGUCGUUUUUAAUCAUUAGUUUGUUUCGGUAAUUUUGGUAUUUGAAUAUAAAAAAAUAAAUUAAAAAAACCUAAAGUAAAAAUACAAUGCCAGUGUUUUUAACACUCAGUGAAGCUAUUUUUAUGUAAAAUUGCUGCAUUUCACUCCAAUUAUAAACCUUGAUUAUAGUAGGUGGACCAGCCAGAACUGCUUUGCUUAGCAGCAAUUAACUACAGUUCCAGGUACACAACACAAAUUCUUCCCAACCCAUUUAAAGCUUUCUGGUUUUAAAAUGGGUUAUGAUCAAAAUGUUGCGGCAUUACCUUGUUAAGUCAGAUUUAUUCCUACUAAAAGGUAGUAGAGAUAUACAUAUUUGAAAAUCUAUUCUUCCAAUCUUUAAGUCCAAUAUAUUCAACUCAGUAGAUCAGGACCAAAUCCCAGAACACAGAAAUGCGAGUCUUUUUUUACUUAUGAUUAUGCAACGUCCAUAAUAGUAAUCAUAAUUGUGACUGGCAUUUUGGGUUCAAUUGGUUUGAGGGUCCAUCACCUAGCCUGGUAGACGAGUAAGUAGACCCUCCCAUAACAGAUGGUAUCAAGGGGUAGCUACAAUGGUGGAUAUGGGGGAGUAUGUUGAGUAUUAUCAGUAAUACAAAUUACUGAUAAUACCUUUUUUUGUUGUUGCUGGUCCAUUAACCCCAUAGACAGCUAAAGUAUAGAAACAAUUGGUGUGUUUACACUUGAUUGAAAAAGCAGGGGGUACUUCUCACAGGAGCAGACUCUGAACAUGCGUACUUUGAGGGGGAAAAAAAAGCAGCUGACGCCCCUGCUGUAGUGACAGAUUUUUCCACUGCUCAUUUAGUGUUCGUUGGAUCCUGUCUUCACUCCAGAUAGAUAUUAAAACCCUGCUUUCUUCAUCAGUGAAGUUGCACAGGCGUCCUUCAGACAUUAUUUCCAAAAUCUGUAAUACAAAACAAUUAGGUUUAGUCAGUAGUCGCUACACAUCGAAAAAUGUAAACUACAUAACAAAAAAAAC